GGAACUCAAUAGCAAUUGGCUCUCUGGCCCUAUCCCUGCCAACAUUGGUUCAAUGACCGCAUUAGUGGACCUGAGUCUGCGCUCCAAUGGGCUGACUGGAUCUAUCCCUGCUGCCAUUGGUUCCCUCACAAGAUUGUCUGCUUUAAACCUUGCGUUCAAUGAUCUUGAGGGCUCCAUUCCUGCCACGACGGGCUCGUUAACAGCACUGGAAUAUCUCGAACUUUCAUACAACCAGCUCUCAGGGAGCAUUCCUACUCAACUUACUCAACUUACUCGACUUUCGGCCCUGUUACUCAGCUACAAUCGGCUGACUGGAUCUAUCCCUGCUGCCAAUGGUUCCCUCACAAGAUUGUCUGCUUUAAGGCUUGGGUUCAAUGAUCUUGAGGGCUCCAUUCCUGCCACGAUGGGCUCAUUAACAGCACUGGAAUAUCU
Molecule: messenger RNA, 432 nt
Organism: Closterium sp. Naga37s-1
Lineage: Eukaryota; Viridiplantae; Streptophyta; Zygnematophyceae; Desmidiales; Closteriaceae
Source: the annotation of a GenBank genome assembly